GGUAGCACCCGCCAGCUGGGUGGAUACCAUGGUGACGUAGCGGCGAGUCAGGAGAGGGCGCGUUGUCCUGUCCUCACAAAGGAGGGUCUGAGCCUCGGCGGCGGCGCUUUCAGGAGUGAACCAACCCAGGGUCUCACUAAGUGGGGAGCGCCUUGCCAGGGUUCCUCUCAUCGUCUACCGCAGCCCAGCCCCCUCCGCCCACAGGCUCCAUGGCGGCUGCCGCGCGGAUGGACCCGGCUCAGGGCUGUGUCACCUUUGAGGACGUGGCCAUUUACUUCUCCCAGGAGGAGUGGGGGCUCCUUGAUGAAGCUCAGAGGAUACUGUACAAUGAUGUGAUGCUGGAGAACUUUGCAAUCAUAGCAUCAUUGGGUCAUUGGCAUGAAAUGGAGGAGGAGGAGGCAUCUUCUGAGCAGAGUGUUUCUGUAGAAGAAGUAUCAGAGACAGGUUCAUCCACCCAGAAGACUUACCCCUGGGAAACGUGUGUCUCUGUCUUUAAAGACAUUGUGGCCGAGGUUGGAAAGGACUCCCCGGUCCCAGCAGUCCUCCAGUACCUACCCGCUCCCAACAGUGAGAAGACAGACAGCAGUACCGAGUGUGGGGAGGCUUUUUACAAUGGAGAAAGUCAUUAUAAGAGAGGAGAAUGUGGGAAAGCUUCCAGCCACGAACACGCACUUGUUCACCACCAGAGUAUCUGUGCUGGAGAGGGACUUUGUGAGGAUAGCAAAUGCAGGAAAGCCAUCAGCUACAAUUACAGACGUGUUCAGCAGCAGCAAAUUCAUAAUGGAAAAAGGCUUUAUGAGUGUGGAGAAUGUGGGAAAUCCUUUACCCACCACUCUUCGGUUAGUAGACACCAGAGAAUACACACUGGAGAAAGGCCGUAUGAGUGUGGUGAAUGCGGGAAGUCCUUUACCCACCACUCCUCCCUUAGUAGACACCAGAGGGUUCACACUGGUGGAAGGACUUAUGAGUGCAGUGAAUGUGGAAAAUCCUUUAUUCGAAGUUGCAGCCUCAUUCAGCACCAGAGACUUCACACAGGAGCAAAGCCUUAUAAGUGUGUCGAAUGUGGGAAAACCUUUAGUGAAAAUUCUACUCUCAUUCAACACCGCAGAGUUCACACUGGAGAGAGGCCUUAUGAGUGCAGUGAAUGUGGCAAAUUCUUUAGCCGUAGCUCUACUCUCAGUCAACAUCGGAGAUCUCAUACUGGAGACAGGCCUUAUAAGUGCAGUGAGUGUGAGAAAUCCUUUCGCCAAAGAUCUGGACUCAUUCAACACCAGAGAAGUCACAUAGGAGUAAAACCUUAUGUGUGUGAUGAAUGUGGGAAAUCCUUUAGUCAAAGCUCUGGCCUCAUUCAACACCGGAGAGUCCAUACUGGAGAAAAGCCUUAUGAGUGCAGCAAAUGUGGAAAAUGCUUUAGACAAAGUUCUGCCCUCCGUCAACACCAGACAGUCCACACUGGAGAAAGGCCUUAUGAGUGUGCAGAAUGUGGGAAAUGCUUUAGCCACAACUCCGGACUUAAUAAACAUUGGAGAAGUCACACUGGAGUAAGCCUGUAUAUAUGUGGUGAAUGUGGGAAAUCCUUUAGCCAAAUCUCCAUCCUUACUCAACAUGAGAAAAUUCACAGGAGUAAUGCUACAAAUGUGAAUGUGGAAAAUCCUUUAGCCAAAGCUUCACCUUCAUUUAAUACUGGAGAAUAUACACUGGAAAAAGGCCUCAUGAAUGCAGUGGCUGUGGGAAAUCCUUUAGCCAAAACUCCACGCUUAUUGAACACCAGAGAGUUCACAGGAGCAAGGCCAUAUGACUGUGGCGAAUAUGAGAACUCCUUUAGCCAAAGUUUCAGCCUCAUUCAGUACUGAAGUUUUCACAGCAGAAAAAGGCCUCAUCAAAGCAGCAAAUGUGAAAGCUUUCAGCCCAAAGUCUGACAUCAUUCCACACAAGAAAGUCCACAAAUAGAAAAGGCCUUGCACGUGCAGGGAAUGUGCUAGCUCUUUGUUCAGUAUAAUGGCCCUAUAGAAACUUUAUAAGGGAGUCAUCUGCCUAAAGUUGAAUUGCAUAUGUUGGAACAUCCAGAGUGGUGAGAGUCCCCUUGUUCCAGGCAUGUGCAAAGAUUUUGUAAGCUGCAUUGCACAUUAUAUCCUCCCCCGGACUUCUCUCAGAUUUAUAUCACUGACAUUUUCUAUGGCAGAAGCCAUCUUAGUUCUACUGUCUUGCAGGUUCCCACACUGUGUUUCACGCACCCUGGAAUGCUCAGACAAGGCAGACACCUGUGUUCUUGCCAGUUCCCUAGAUAAAAUCAUGAGUAGUGUGAGCCCUUAGGGGCUUCAUUCCCUUCCCUGAAUGUAUACAGCACAGACUAGACACAGUUUUGGCCAGGAGGACCCAGUUUGGGUUCUGCUAGCAGCUGGCAUAGGAAGUUCACAUUCUUCAAGACAUUGUUGGUCUUGCAUAAUACUUGUGAUUUUUUUUUUUUUCCCAGCCUGUAAAUCACCAGUUAGUAACUACCUGCUUCAUAUUCCUCUGGUUUGUGCAGCAGUAAAGGCCUUAUUGUUAAUCUAUCUUUAAUCUUGGAUUGUGAGGCAGUGGUGGUUCAAUGGUAUAAUGCUAGCCUCCCAUGCAGGAGACCUCAGUUUGAUCCCGGCCAAUGCACCAAAUGCAUAGCCACCACUAGUGUGUCAGCUUGUUGUACUAUGGUGGCUUGUGUGUUGCUAUGAUCCUGGACAGGUUUUGGUGAAGUUGCCAAACUGUGUCAGGCUGGGAAGAAAGACCUGGUAAUCUGCUUCUGAAAACUAACCAGUGAAGACUCCAUGGAUCAUAAUGGUCUGAUUCACAACUGAUCGUGUGGAUGGCAUAUGACUAGGAAAUGUUUCCUUCUGCUGUAUGUGGGGUUCAUGAGUUGGAGCCAGUUCAAUGACAACUAAUAGCAACAACAGCAACCCUGGGGCUUCUGUUCGCUAUGUGAAGUCAGUUGAAAACAGAAUUGGCUCUGUUACUGUGAAGGGUGAACAGCUUUCAUGGGCCCCACAACUUUGUGUUCCUCAGUGGAGACAGUAUGAUGGCAGGGUAACCCUCCCUGCAGGUGUGGCCUAAAAUGCAUUGCUGACCAAUACCUCCUAGGAAAGAGUGCGGUGGAGUUUUGUCCUAAUUUGUGACCUGGAUGUCUGAAUUUUCUUUUCUUUUUUUUGUGAGACUAGAGGUGGGAGAAUUGUAACAACUCUAGUGUUUCUGGGAACACCAUGAAUUUGUUCACUUGUCCCAGGGGUUGUCUCUUCCCCUUGUUGGGGUGAGAGAAACAUUUCCCCAGUUCAAUAAGAGAGCCCUGUGCCUUGAAGUCCAGAAUUCAGGAAGCGAGUUUUUCUGGUUGUAAGACUACAGAGGCCAGAUGGGAACCAUAAUUGGUACUGAAACGCUGAGUGUGGAUAAUAGGGAGUGGUGGAGACUGCAGCAAACUCCAGACAAUGUGCUGUGAGAUGUGCAUCCACAAAUGUUCCGAUCACUGGUUGAGCAGGAUCCCCAUGGGCAGACAUUCUCAGGACCUCCAGACCCACGUGUGUGCUGUGGCUGUGGUCAUUGUCGGAGCAAAGGUUUUGUGGAUUCUUGUAUCCUCUUUGGGUUGUUAACUCCAAGUCCAUUACUAUGCAGGCAGGAAAACAAGGAUGGAGAGAAAUAUCUUGCAGUCUGGGAUGUGGCUCUGUGAACCAGCCAGCGUGCCUGUUGUCUCAGAUGAAAAUGGUCUUCUGCUCACCCAUAUUUCCUGCCACUGAGGCAUGGCUCCCCUUCUCUUGUCAUGAGGGAAGAGAUGGGAGAGCCAGUAUAUGGUUGCCAAACCUUCUAGUUUUUUGAAAAUUUUGGGAUAUUUAAAGUGUGCGGUUUGGUCAGUUUUGACAUAAAUAUUCACCCAUGAAGCUGACAUAAUCAUGAUCAUGAAAAUAUCCGUCACUCCCAUAUUUAACUUCUACCAUUUAAAAAUCUUUCCCUGCCCUCCUCAGGGAAGGGUUGACUUCAUCUAGGCAAACAUGAUUUCCAUUCUUUCACAAUAAAUCAGUGUGCAUUUUCUAAAAUUUUAUUAGUGCAAUCACAAAAUUUAUUCUUUUUUCCCCUCCCUCUGAUUUUCAGGAAACCUUGGUGGCGAAGUGGUUAAGCACUACGGCUGCUAACCAAAGGGUCGGCAGUUCAGAUCCACCAGGUGCUCCUUGGAAACUCUGUGGGGCAGUUCUGCUCUGUCCUGUAGGGUUCCUAUGAGUCGGGAUUGACUCGAUGGCACUGGGUUUUCUGGUUUUCAUACUGCAUAAUAAUUUUGAAAUUUGUCAUUGUUAACUUACGCGAAUAGUUGAUUUUUAUUCCUGAGUGUUAUUCUGUCUAUGGCUAUACCACUGUUUAUCAUUCAUCUGUUAAUGGACAUUUGUGUUUCCAAUUUUUGAUUGUUACAAACAGCUGCUAUGAGCAUAGGUGCACAUUUCUUAAAUGUGAAUAAUACAUUUUAUAGAUGUAUUAGUUUCUUAUGGCUGCCGUAACAAAGUACCACAAACUGGGUGACUUAAAACAACAGAAAUUUAUUCUCACAAUUCUGGAGGCUAUUGCUGCUGUUGUGUGUUGUCGAGUCAAUUCCAACUGAUAGUGACCCUAUAGGACAGAGUAGAAGUGCCCCAUAGGGUUUCCUAGGCUGUAAUCUUUGCAGGAGCGGAUCACCAGGUCUUUUCUCCCUCAGGGCCACUGGGUGGGUUCUAACUGUGGACCUUUUGAUUAGCAGCUGAGCGCUUAACCGUUGUACUGCCAUUGCUCCAUUUUGGAAGCUAGAAGACCCAAGUUAAGGUAUUAGAAGGGCCAUGCUACCUCUGAAGGCUAUAGGGAAGAAUCCUUUGCCCCUUCUUAGCAUGUAGUGGUUACCAGCUAUCGUUUACAUUCCUUUGUAUACCUUGGCUUGUGGCUGCAUCACUCCAGUUUCUGCCUCCAUCUUCACAUGGGCAUCUUCUGUCUGUUUAAAUUUCCUUCUUAUAAGAACAGUGGUCAUUGUAUUAGUGCCCGCCCUAAUCCAGUAUGACUGCAACUUGAUUACAUUUGCAAAGACUGUAUUUCCAAGUAAUGUCAUAUUCAUCAAUACUAGGGGUUAGGACUUCAAAAUACCUAUAUGGGGAUACAGUUAAACCCCAAUUUAUAGAUAUGUGUUUUAAUACCUCAGAAUAGGAGAAUGUUUAGCUUAUUAAGAAACUGCCCAAUUGUCUUAUGAAGUGGUUGUACCCUUUUGCAUUCACACUGGAUAUGAGACAUCUUGUUCCUCCACAUUUUUGCUAAUAAUUAGUAUGGUUGGUCUUUUUAGUUUUAUUUGUUUUAAUAGGUGUGUUCAGUGGUUAAAUUCUUGCCUUCCAUGUGGGAAAUGUGUGUUCGAUUCCUGUCAGUGGAGACUUACAUAUUCCAUGAUUCUGAGCAAGUUUCAGUGGCACUUCCGGACCAGGAAGAAAGGCCUAGUCAUCUACAUCUGAAAUACAAGCAAUGAAAACCCAGGGAUCACAAUUGUCCCAUCCCGUUGCGCAUGGGUUUACCAUGAUUUGGGGGCCUAUUCAGUGGCAGCUAACAACAACAGCAAGAUAGAUUAUGUAAUGGUGUCUGGCCAUGCUUUUCAUUGCAUUGCUCUAAUGAUUUGUGAUCUUGGGAAUUCUUUGAUGUAUUUAUUUGAUUCCUGUUAUCUUUGGUGAAAUAUUUCUUCAUAUAUUUUUGCCUACUUUUUUUUUUUAAUAGAUGUUGACUAAUAUUUCCCUUUUCAUUGAUACAUAAGAAUACAUAUAUAUAACAAAGGUACUUGCUGGAAUAUCACUCAUUCUUCAGUGAUGUGAGAGAUUUCUUGCUAAGUACAAUAAUUAUUUUUGAAUACUGAAGACUAUUUCCUCAAUGUUUUGUGCUAUUUGUAAUGUAACAGCCACAGAGUAUAUACUUUUAAAUCUGCAUUAUUAACAUCAUCUCCAUCAAUUUCUUAAGGCUAUACAGUCAAUAAAACAAACAAGCUCUAGUUUGUAGCAAUUAUCAGUUUCCCUGAUUUAAAUACUCCACAGAGGCCAAUUUCUAGCAUGAUACAGUAUGCCUUUGUUGUUAGGUGCUGUCAAGCUGGUUCCAAUUCAUAGCGACUUUGUGUAUAACAGAACAAUACAUUACCUGGUCCUGUGGCAUCCUCACAGUAGUAGGCAUAUUUGAGCCCAUUGUUGAAGCUACUUUGUCAGUCUGUCUCACUGAGGAUCUUCCUCUUUUUCGCAGACCUUUUACUAUAGUAUAUAUUAGUCAAAUAAUGAAGAUGUGACAGAUUUUGAGUAUUACCUUUGCUUUUUAAACAGCUUUAUUGAAUAUAAUUGUGUUUCAGUAGAUUGUGCAUAUGUCAAAUGUACAGUGUUGACCACUGGACCCAGGCAUAAUGACGUCAACCAUCAACCUGAGAGGUCUGUGGUCGUUAAUGAUCAUUGACUUUAUCUUCAAUAUAGGUGAUGUUCCAAUAUAAAUGAAUUCUAGCUCCCCUUUUUAAUAAAAAAAUUAGAAACUUCUACAAAGAAAAGUUUCGUGUGGAAGCAUUUAGAGAGAAAAGAAAGAUCUUAAUUUUUCACUUUAUUUUCCCUCUUCAAAUAUGUUGAUUUGGUCCUGUACCAUUUUCCAAAUGUGAGGGUUUAUUUUAGCAGUAUUUAAAAUGUCAGAUUUUUACAUAUUUAUAUGUUUUAAUUCAUCUAAAUUAUUUGAUGCUGAAAAUAUCACACACAGCACCAUUUGGAAUUUUUCAUGUUAGGUCUUAUGUCCUCUUGACAUAACCUCAGUGGUUUUUGGUGGCUUCUUUGCUGUCUUACACAAUAAGGAAUUCAGGAGUCAUCUUUUAUAGCUUCUACCUUUGAUGUGGAAACUCAAAAAACUCAGUGCCGUCAAGUCAAUUCCGACUCAUAGCGACCCUAGAGGACAGAGUAGAACUGCCCCAUAGAGUUUCCAAGGAGCACCUGGCGGAUUUGAACUGCAGACCCUUUGGUUAGCAGCCGUAGCACUUAACCACUACGCUACCGGGGUUUCCAAAAUGUGGAAUCACCCAUAUUUUCAGGAAUCUCUAGUUUCUUUUAGUGGAGUGUAGAGGCUGUACAUUUAGAGACAGUGUAUUUAAUAUACUGUUAGCCACUGUCAAGUUGGCCCUUGACUCAUGGUGACACCAUGCACAACAGGAUCAGACUGUUGUGAUCUGUAGGAUUUUCAUUGACAGAUAUUUGGAAGUAGAUUACCAGGCCUUUCUCCCUAGUCUGUCCUAGUCUGGCAGCUCUGCUGAAACCUGUUCAGCAUUAUAGCAACGUGCAGUCCUCCACUGACAGGUGCUGCCUUGGCUUGAGGUGUAUUAGCCAAGAAUCAAACUCAGUUUUCCUGCAUGGAAGGGAGAAUGCUACCACUGAACCACCACUGCUCCCAUUUCAUAUGAAUGUAAAUAUAAUUUCAUUUUUUUUACACAUUACUGCUGAGACGCUCUGCUUUUAUUUUGUUUAUAUAAGAUAUUCAAAUUGUGCUUCAGAUAUAAUGGAAGUAAUUCCUUUUGGUUAAAUAUGAGUUUGGUACACCUUUAUUUUUUUCUUUAUAUAUUAAUGAGUUAUGUUUUAAAAUAAUUUUGUUACCAUAUUUACAGGGUAAAUGUUUAUAAUGUUUGAAAACAGCCACAAACCAGAUAAAUGUAGAAUAGUUUAACUUCCUGAUUUCUCCUUUGCCCUGUCUCCUUCAUUGUUCACAGAAACCCAUUUUUAUAUUUUUAAAAUGUAUUCUGCUAUUUAAAAUAUAUAACCAUAUACACACAGAGCAAUGCAUAAAUAUAUCUAUACCAUUUCUUAGGAAAAUACAGCAAGCUGCACACAGUAUUCUGACAUUUUCUUCCUGGAAGUGCUGCAGUACAAAACUUAACUCAUCAGAGCUGCCUACUGCUAUGUUGGAAAGAUGUACCAUGACCCAUUGGUUGAUUUAUAUUAAAUUAAAUGUAGUAUUACCUUCCUUUCUCAGAGUAGGGCUGGGAUCCUUGAAAAUUCCUCUCUUCUCUGUCUUUAUAUGUUACCUUUGUUCACCUGGCACAUGUGGGGACCCACAGACUUGAUUCUCAACUAACUGGUCAUAGCAAACAACUUGGUUCUUGCCUCUAAAGUAAUCCCUUGGACAAUGGCAGCUUUUGAUUUAAAAUAUUUCCUGCAUGAUCCUGGAUGUAAACAUGUCUUCUGUUUUCAUGGAGUUGGCAGGGGGGUUUCCCUCAGCACUGCCUGCCUCCUUAGUGGCCUCCAGGCCAUUGAGUUUUGCCCCAGUCCUUCUAGGUAGAUGGAGCUCAGAAUGAGAUAUCCAGAGUGCAUUGGCUUCUGCUGUUUCUUCUGCUGGAUCCUGUAUCUUCUCUUUAAUAAUUUUAUUGCUGUGAAUGUGGUAGGCUUAAGUAAGAGAAGAAACAUGAGUGUGGAGAAAAUAUCUGGUUUGUGGUUUUGUUUUCAAACUUCAUAAAUAUCCUGUCCUAGUCAGAAAAAAAACAAAAAUCCUCACAACUGGACCAAUAGACAACAUCAUGGUAAAUAGAGAAAAUAUUAAAGUUGUUAAGGAUUUUAUUUUACUUGGCUCCACAAUCAAUGCCCAUGGAAACGGCAGUCAAGAAUCAAAUGAUAUAUUGCAUUGGGCAAAUCUGUUGCAGAAGACCUCUUUAAAGUGUUAAAAAGCAAAGAUGUCACUUUGAGGACUACAAUGUGCCUGACCCAAGCCAUGGUCUUUUCAGUCACCUCAUAUGCAUGAGAAAGCUGGACAGUGUUGAAAGAAAACAAAAGAAUUGAUGCAUUUGAAUUACGGUGUUGGUGAAGAAUAUUGAAUAUACUAUGGACUGCCAGAAAAGUGAACAAAUCUGUCUUGGAAGAAGUACAGCCAGAAUGGUCCUUGGAAGCGAGGAUGGUGAGACUUCGUCUCACGCACUUUAGACAUGUUAUGAGGGGAACCAGUUCCUGGAGAAGGACAUCAUGCUUGGUAAAGUAGAGGGUCAGCAAAAAAGGGAAGACCUCAACAGGAUGUAUUCACACAGUGGCUGCAACAGUAGGCUCAAACAUAGCAAUGAUUGUGAAGAUGAAGAACCAGGCAGCGUUUCCUUUUGUUACACAUAGGGUCGCUAUGAGUCGGAACCUACUCGAUGGCAUCUAACAAAAACAGCAUGGUUGUCUUCGUUUUACUCUCCCUCUUCCAUUCUGACCUUUUGGAUAGCCCUGGUUGUAAAUUCAGGCCAUUAGCUGAUGAACAUCUCUGCACCGGUGUCUUCAGACUUCCUGACAUUGCACCCCUUUGUGCUUUUUGGCAGUGACGCCAGUGCCUAUCACAUAUGCUUUUGGGGAGGAAAUACAGUUUUACUAUGUGUUGUCUCAGGACUAUUCCCUCCAGAAAUUCUAUCAUUAUUUAAUCACUUCUUUUUUGUAUUUGUAAGCUGUGUUGGUGGUUGAAUCCACCAGCCACUCCCUGGGAGAAAAGACAUGGUGAUGUGCUCCCACAAAUAUUACAGCCUAGGAAAGCCUCUGGGGCAUUUCUACUCUGUCCUAUAGAUCUGCUUUGAGUCAGAAUCAACUCGAUGGCACACAACAGUGCAAGUUAUGUUUGGUAAAAUAAAGGUCAAAGAAAAUGAGGGAAACCCUCAAUGAGAUGGAUUGACGUAAUAGUAGUAACAAUGGACUGAAACAUUCAAACGAUCGUGAAGAAGACAUAGGACCAGGCAGUGUUUCAUUUUGUUUUACCUAAGGUUGCCAUGAGUUGGCGCUGACUUGAUUAACAACAACAACAGGCUCGUAUUUUGUGACACAUAAUCUGCCAGGACUUUUGGAGACAGUAUGUUAUAACAGCAAAAAUAAGCCUGGCUUCGUACUGUUUAUAGGAUUUCCAGAAAAUGAACACGGUGCAAAUAAUGCUUCAAAGACAACUUUCUUAAAUUGUAUAAUGUUAUUCAUUAGAGAACGUCAAGCAAUAAUGGUGUUGCGGAUAACGGGAAUUUUCAGUGUUUGGGAGUUCCUGAGUAGAAGCUUACUUUUGUUGUGAAAUGAGUUUCUUUUUGUGGCCUUUUGCCUUGGUUCUUUGGAAAAAUUGCUAGAGAGAAUUUUUCCCUAAGCCCUGAGGAGUUACCUUUGCUCUAGUUUUCAACCCCAGAGGGUUUAAUACUUUCGUCCAAGUUGAUUGGCAUUUCCUGAGUAAGCUGUAAACUUGAUGGUUUUGUAUUUUUUGGCUGGGCCUGGGCUGCAGCCUACCCUGCGAUUGGUCUAUUUUAUGAGCCUUGUAGGGAUUGGUCAGUGUACUUAGGCAAAUGAUGUGACUAUACCAUACUUCUGCAAAUGAAGUGAUUGUGGCCUACCAAGAGAGGAUUGGCCAUUUCAUGGCCCUGGUGGGAGGGCCACACCUUGAAAUUGACCAGGAGUUUGCUUAUAUAUGUAGCCAACCCCACAGAGGUAUACAGACAGAGAAGGAAGAAAGAUGCAGGAAAUGAGAAAAGGCAAGAAGCAGAGAGAGAGGAGGCACGGAACCUCCUAAAAGACAUAUAACAAAGGUUAAGGGCUGUGACACUGAAGACAGCAACAGGCCCAGAAGGGGCACUGAGUCAGAGCCUGCAGUGAAGUCAGCCACAGUAGGCCCGGAAGGGGCCCUGGGGCAGAGUCAGUUAUGAUGACAAACCAGCUGCUAGGAAUGCAGCUAAAAGACCCGAACAAAACUGCUGUACUGGCUAUGAACUGGGUUAGUUAGCAGUGGAGUGGCCAGUGGUAGGGAGGCUGACAGCAGAGAAUCCUGCCCUGAGGGGGCUGAGAGGAGGCUUGUUCCAAGGGGCAGGAAAGAAACCACUUCUGAGGGGGCUGAGAGGAGGCUGCAUGGCAGAAAGAAGGGCCUGCUUGCUUAAACGGCCCAGAGGACUGGAGAGAGCAGUCCUGCACUGAAGAAGGGAGGGAUGUGCUCUCCACUUUGGGGAAACCUUCCAGACUGCCUACAUGUUUCCUGAUCCUGAGCUGUAGCCUGUUCAUCCUGAUCCCGAGUUGUACACUUUUCCUUAAUAAACCACUUAACUAUAAGUAUGGACUGUGAAUUAAUCGAACCCAACAGAGAAAUAGUGCCAUGGGGAGGACAGCUGGUAUCAGAAUUGAUAAAAUGUUUGGAGAGUGAAGGUAUGUCUGAUCUCCACCUCAAAGGGAUCAGCUUUGUGCUGAUCUUCAUUCUCAUUAUCCUCCCUGAAGUUAGACAGGUUCUGAUGCUACUGCUAUUCAAUUGAUUUAAAUGCUACUACUACACUAAUGACUUAAAAUUUGAGGUGACACCAAAAGAUUUAUCAAGUGAGGGAUGUUUCAAGGUGAGAGAAAAUGACCUAGGAACACCUUGUGUUGGGAAGGCACAUGUGGACUUCAAAGAACCGAAGGAAGUACAACAUGUUUCUAGUGUGAGGUGGGGAGACUGGGUAGAGGUGAAGCAAGGAAUAUAGGUGGUGUCUUCUGGCAAGUAUUGGAAGUUACAUCAAAGAUGAGACGUUUUACUUGUGCCUGAAUAUUCGCUGCAGCACUUUUCACAGUAGUCAAAAGGUGGAAACAACUGAAAUGUCCAUCAACAGAUGAAUGGAUAAAGAAAAGGUAGUAUAUACAUACAAUGGACAUACGUAGGCCCAGCUGUAAAGAGGGAUGAAGUCUUGAUGCUUGGCACAACGUGAUGAAUCUUGAAAACAUUGUGAGCAGAAUAAGUCACAAAAGGACAAAUAGUGUAUGAUUUUACUUACGUGAACUAAGCAAAUAUAUAGAAGCCAAAGAUUAUUAAUGGUUAUUGGGGGUGGUUGGGAGGGGGGAAAGGAAGUUUUUGUUUGGAGGGCAUUGGUAGUGGAAUGUUUUGAGAAAUGGUAGUGAUAAUGGUGGAACAACAUGAAAAAUGUAAUCUAUGUCAUUGAACUGUAAAUGUGGAAAUUGUGUUGACUAAUGUUUUGGUGUAUAUUUGCACCACAAUUUUUAAGAAAUCAUAAGUUUUAACCGCCUGCUUAUCCAUUAACAGAUGAGUAGGUAAACUGUGGUCUAGCUGCAAAUAAAUGGAAUAUUUCUCGACCAUAAAGAGAAAUGAAGUCCUGAUACAUGCUACAACAUGAUGAACCUUGAAAACAUGCUGAGUGAAAUAGGUUGCAAAAGGACAAAUAUUGUAUGAUCCUAUGAAUAGGCAAUUACGUAGAGAGCAAAGUUUAUUAGUGUUUUAGGAGUGGGUAGGAGGGCGGGAGAAAGGAAGACACUGAGUUUCUGUUAAGGGGAAUGGAAUAAUUUGGGAAUGGAUAAUGGAUUAUGAACAUAGUGUUACUGAACUGUUCAUGUGAAGAUUGUUGAAAUGGCAAAUGUUUUGUUGAUAUAUAUUUACCACAAAAAUAAUAAUGGUAACUUUUCAUGAGAGAUAAUAGGCCUCUGAGAAUUUGAAUUGGGCCGGAGGAAUUAUCCAAAUUGCUUAUAAAUUUUGAAAUUGAAUCCUGAAAAAUACUGUUUAAUGUGUAUAAAUAUGAAACCUGUAUCUACGUUGUCUUAACAUUUUAAUGCAGUAUAUUUAGGUAACAUGGUUGUAAUGAAUGAAAAAUCAAGAUGAAACAUCAAUUUCUGGCCUCUAAUAAAUUUGAGAGCAACAUUGUAUCUCAUAAGACCUGUUUCUUAAUUAGUCUGUAAGAGGACUGUAAGCUCUUGAAAAUCUACCUGUUUUCUUUAGGGGUGUAUUUUGUCGGGUUAAUAUUCUUCAUGGAGUGCAAGGUUUUACCUAAGCCCUCAGUGCCUUCCCUAAAGAGCCACUUGAGUGGGGCUCCAUUACAGGGGAAUAUAGAAUUGUUUGAAUGCU
Loxodonta africana (African savanna elephant) is the source of this 12813-nucleotide messenger RNA. Its product is annotated as zinc finger protein 501-like. Gene Ontology annotation, molecular function: RNA polymerase II cis-regulatory region sequence-specific DNA binding; DNA-binding transcription factor activity, RNA polymerase II-specific. Bases 210 to 1853 code for a protein of 547 amino acids. The transcript is spliced from 3 exons. Gene Ontology annotation, cellular component: nucleus. Gene Ontology annotation, biological process: regulation of transcription by RNA polymerase II. The record is from RefSeq and is a predicted model, not a curated record. NCBI's taxonomy places the organism in Eukaryota, Metazoa, Chordata, Mammalia, Proboscidea, Elephantidae.